AAUUGGGUAAUCAGCUGAUAUGUUGACAGUUGCAUGGAAAAUCCUUCUGUUUACAUCACGCACAUUCUCCAUAUCCGCGGAUUUUUCACGUAAUUCCCGACAAUGGUUGUCGGCGCAUUUCCUGCAGCAAAGCUUGGUGUUCUUUUCCUCAAGCAGAUCAGCAAACCCAUUGCAAACUUCAUGAAGAAUCAGGCGAAAAAGAGUCCCUUCUUCCGACAAUACAUUUGCAUGCCUCCCGCUCAGCUGUACAACUGGUGGGAGGUGCAAGCGAAGAUGUGGUCUAUGAAUCUAGGAAAGCCGACCAACGUACAACCUCUGAACGAAGCCAUGGCGAUAGAAUUGGGUGCAAAUCUCCUCGGCGAGGUUAUCAUUUUCGCGAUAGGGGCUGGUCUCCUCAUCCUAGAAUACACAAGACAAGUGAAGAAAGACAAUACAAAUCAGGAGAAAGCUCUUCAGGAGAAACUAGAAUUAAAUCUCAAGCUUCAGGAGCUACAAUUGAGAGGAGAGAGGCAGGAUGCACAGCUUCGUGAACUCACGAGAAUCCUUGCGGAUGUAGAAUCACGAACGUGGCUGCCAAAGAAGCCUUUCAAGAAAAGCGAAAGCUCUCCUGCUUUGCAAACCAGUUGGAAUCGAAAAUCAUCAGGCAGAUUCGAAGUCGAGGAUGUUAAUGGAAGACUCAACCACUCUCCAGUACCAACUGGAUUCAUUCACAGAGCCCUGGAACUGGUAGAAGAGGAAAUCUUCUCGGGGGAUGAGGAUGAUCGAGACGAGGAAGUCAAGAAAUUAGGAAGGAUUUCUCAAGCUCUCGUCUACUUGCGAUACCAGUAAAGUUAUUGAUUUGUCAGAGGGUUAUUACAUAGUUUUCCCGCAAAAUUCAGCAAUAUGUA
Messenger RNA from Phlebotomus argentipes, 887 nucleotides. RefSeq names its product putative OPA3-like protein CG13603. The record is from RefSeq and is a predicted model, not a curated record. Gene Ontology annotation, cellular component: mitochondrion. Gene Ontology annotation, biological process: regulation of lipid metabolic process. Lineage: Eukaryota; Metazoa; Arthropoda; Insecta; Diptera; Psychodidae. The coding region runs from base 103 to 828 and encodes 241 amino acids. The transcript is spliced from 3 exons.